Messenger RNA from Pieris macdunnoughi, 1539 nucleotides. The record is from the annotation of a GenBank genome assembly. Lineage: Eukaryota; Metazoa; Arthropoda; Insecta; Lepidoptera; Pieridae.
AUGCCAUUUCAUGAAGCACCCAGUGUUGAGCUGGGAUCAGCACCAAGAACACCAAGUAUUAUUGCCUCACCAUCACCUUCAGAGGUUUCUAGUGCAAGCUCAUCGGAACCACACAACGUUCGAGCAACGCCGUUAUUCAGGGCCCUGGCAUUGCGGCCCCCAGAACCAGAACAACCUCCAGGACAAGAUGAAUUGGAGCGACGCUUGCCAGGCUACAGGAGAAUCGUUAUACCCCGGGAGUUAACUCUUAUUGAAUUGCUUAAGCAGAGUAGCGGUGUUUCAGCUGACGACGAAGUCUUGAGAAUACGCGAAGCAAAGUUAAAAGUUGUGGCUGAGCGUGUAGGCCUACGACGUCUCCAUGUUUUAGCUCCACACUUGAGAAAAUUGACGCUCGAUGGCAGUGCAAUAUCCUCUCUACGAGACCUGGGCAUUGGCCUUAUCCAUUUAAAGGUGCUUAGCGUCAAUCGUUGUGGGCUUACAUCGUUGGACGGAAUCUGGGGUCUUGGAACGUUACGAGAACUCCACGCAGCAGGAAAUCGAUUGCGUGAUCUUCAUCCUUUGGCUGUGUUACAGAAGCUGCAUACACUAAAUCUGGCUGACAAUCCUCUGGAGGAAACAAGCCGCCUUUGGACUCUGGGCGUAUGUGGUGCAUUGCGACAUAUAACAUUGAGGGGUACUCCUUUGGCCAACCUCAUGGAGUACAGAACAUUGGUGGCCUCAGCUCUGCCAAUGCUGACGCAUCUAGAUGAUUUUCCUCUUCAAGAUGAUAGUGUUAUCGAUGAGGCUAUUGAAGCCUCUUCGGAGUCCGAUGCUGACGUCAGCGAUAUUGAACUAGAUAAACCAUCUAAUGUGCGAUCUGAUCCACAACCUGGUCCAUCUCAUGAGACCAAAGGACACGUACCAGACGUCUGCAUAGAACCCAUUCAACCAACAGUUCGUAAACGACCAGCGACAACAGAAUGCGUUGGUCUUCGGCCGAGAAUAAAUGUCCCCGCAAGACCAAAGACAGCAGUGGAACGAAAUACACCAUCAAAAUUGCAUGUGGUUAACACACUUUUAGACAAUGAGUGGCACUGUAGCGGCAGUAAGUUGACUUCGAGUGGACCAGUUUAUGGGAAUUUAGCAAGGGCUUUACGAAGAUCGAGAAACAGCCGCGAUAGUUCAAAUUCCGAUAUAUUUGUUGAACAAACACUGGACGUGGCCUGUCGCGCUGUUGCCGCAGAAAUACCGCGAGCUCUCACUUCAGAACUAUGGGAUAAAUUCAAAGAAGACACUGGAAUUGAAAUCGAUAUAGACUUCAAUGAAAGACCAAAAGACGCAGAUCCCAACAAAGCCAUUGAACGUUUAGAACAAAUCGAGAAAGAAACAAUGGAACGAUUGAACAACGAAAACCCUGACUCGAGUUUCUCACGCAACGUGUAUAACUUUGCUUCGGAUCCCGCUAGAAUAUUCUCAAGUGGCCUAAAUGAUGAAUUGUGGAGGGGAAUCGAAGAUCUGGCAUUGCCCGAUACGGAGUAUACGGGAAAUUUACAACAUUGA